AUGGAGGCAAACUUUCAAAAGUUUUUCGACAAAAUUAAAGUUGAAAUGCAAAAUCAAACUAAAGAAAUUACUGAAAGCUUGAUGUCGAAAAUGGAAGAAAGGCUGCAACCACUUGUGGAAGAAAAUUGUAAACUGAAGAAAAGAGUAGAAGAACUCGAAAAGAAAAUAGACAUGGAUGUAAGGGAGAAAAGAAUGAACAACUUGAUGGUUUUUGGUCUAGAGGAAAAAGAAAAUUCUAACUUAGAACUCGUAGAAGCGGUAACAGAAGAAAUUAAAACUUUAGGAAUUGAUUGCGACGUACGAGACAUUAGUAAGGCAUAUCGUGUAGGGAAAAAACAUAAAACCGGUAAAGCGAGGCCUGUUAAAAUUACAAUAAGUACUAAUUGGAAAAGAUACGAAAUAUUAAAAAAUAAGAAAAAGUCUGAGAACACAUACUUUACUGAAGAUUUUCCAAAACAUGUCCUUGAAAUAAGACGCUCCUUGCAAGACAAACUCAAAGAAGAACGCAAUAAAGGACAUUAUGCGUUCAUAAGAUACGACACACUGGUGGUUAAUGAAAAUAAAAAUAAAGAAAAAAGGAAGAGAUCACCAACACGUAGUCCCCAGGAAAUUACUGAUGGUAACAUAACUCUAAAACCUGCACAAAAAAUAAGCCGAGCAAAUGUCUUUGAUCGAAUGCGAUCACGUCCAACAGCCUCUGGGUCGAACGACACCAAAAAAUAA
Spodoptera exigua (beet armyworm) is the source of this 723-nucleotide messenger RNA. The record is from the annotation of a GenBank genome assembly. Lineage: Eukaryota; Metazoa; Arthropoda; Insecta; Lepidoptera; Noctuidae.